AGAGAGAGAGAGACAGAGAGAGAGAGAGAGAGAGAGAGAGAGAGAUCCUCUGCCCGGUUUCAGCAGUAGCGCGGUGUCAGUGCGCGUGCUGCCCGAACGGCAAAAGGAGCCGCGCGAGCCGAAGCACAUCAAAUGAACCGAGAGGGAGCUUCCGGCGGGGCUCCUUUCCGCGCGCGCUCCACCUCUCCGUGAUUACAGGACGAUAAAAAACAAAUUAACAAAAACAAACUAAUCAGCGCGCACCCGCUUCAAGACGUCAUGGAGGACAAGACGAGCUCGAGGGACGAGAGAGCGGACGCGGGGAAUUCGGUGCAGAGGCGAGACUCGGCGAAGAAAAGCGGUGGAGGAGGUGGUGUGAGUCCCAGCGCGUCCAAAGAGCACGGCAACUCGGUGAGCGCGGGCACGGAGGAGGCUGCAGUGGGGCUGUGCGACGAUUCCGAGAGCCGACAGCAGCAGUACAGCUUCAUGCAGCGGCAGAUCGGCGCGAUGCUGCAGCCCGGAGUGAACAAGUUCUCACUGCGGAUGUUCGGCAGCCAGAAAGCCGUGGAGAAGGAGCAGGAGCGCGUGCAGACCGCCGGCUACUGGAUCAUCCAUCCGUACAGCGACUUCAGGUUCUACUGGGACUUGAUCAUGCUCAUCAUGAUGAUGGGGAACCUAAUCAUCAUUCCUGUGGGAAUAACGUUCUUUUCCGAGCAGACCACCACAACCUGGCUGGUGUUCAACGUGGCCUCGGACACCAUCUUCCUGGUGGAUCUGGUCAUGAAUUUCCGCACGGGAAUUGUCAACGAGGAGAGCUCGGAGAUCAUCCUGGACCCCAAGGUGAUUAAGAUGAACUACCUGAAGAGCUGGUUCGUGGUGGAUUUUCUCUCCUCCAUUCCCGUGGAUUAUAUCUUUCUGAUCGUGGAGAAGGGCUUCGACUCGGAGGUGUACAAGACGGCGCGGGCGCUGCGCAUCGUCCGCUUCACCAAGAUCCUCAGCCUGCUGCGUCUGCUCCGCCUCUCACGCCUCAUCAGAUACAUCCACCAAUGGGAGGAGAUUUUCCACAUGACCUACGACCUGGCGAGUGCAGUGGUAAGAAUCUUUAACUUGAUUGGGAUGAUGCUCUUGCUGUGUCACUGGGAUGGAUGUCUGCAGUUCCUGGUCCCUCUGCUCCAGGACUUUCCUCCGGAUUGCUGGGUGUCACUAAACGGUAUGGUUAACGACUCCUGGGGGAAGCAGUACUCGUACGCUCUCUUCAAGGCCAUGAGUCACAUGCUGUGUAUCGGAUACGGAGCCCGAGCGCCGGUCAGCAUGUCAGAUCUGUGGAUCACGAUGCUCAGCAUGAUCGUGGGAGCGACGUGUUACGCCAUGUUCGUGGGUCACGCGACGGCGCUCAUCCAGUCUCUGGACUCCUCACGCAGACAGUACCAGGAGAAGUACAAACAGGUGGAGCAGUACAUGUCCUUCCACAAGCUCCCGGCCGACAUGCGCCAGAAAAUACACGACUACUACGAGCACCGCUACCAGGGCAAGAUCUUCGACGAGGACAACAUCCUGAACGAACUUAACGACCCUCUGAAAGAGGAGAUCGUUAACUUCAACUGCAGGAAACUGGUAGCCACCAUGCCUCUGUUUGCCAACGCCGAUCCCAACUUCGUCACCGGAAUGCUGAGCAAGCUGAAGUUCGAGGUCUUCCAGCCCAACGAUUACAUCAUCCGCGAGGGCACCGUGGGGAAAAAGAUGUACUUCAUCCAGCACGGCGUGGCCAGCGUCAUCACCAAGUACAACAAGGAGAUAAAACUGACUGACGGAUCGUACUUCGGAGAAAUCUGUCUCCUGACUAAAGGACGUCGCACCGCUAGCGUCCGCGCCGACACGUACUGCCGCCUCUUCUCUCUUUCCGUCGACCAUUUCAAUGAAGUGCUGGAGGAAUACCCCAUGAUGCGCCGCGCCUUCGAGACCGUCGCCAUUGACCGCCUGGACCGUAUCGGGAAGAAGAAUUCCCUGCUACUUCAGAAGUUCCAGAAGGACCUGAAUGCCGGCGUGUUCAACACGCAGGAGAACGAGCUUCUGAAGCAGAUUAUCCGACAGGACCGGGAGAUGGUGAUGAUGGUGGAGAGGAAGCAGUCGGUCACAGGGGCGAAUUCGACGCCCAUGUCCGGAAACUCCAUCAUUAACUCGCCAGCUCAGCCUCCUUUUGCAAACAGCCAGUUCCAGCAGCAAGCGCAAUCCUCACCCAUGACCCCUAUGGCUCCCAUGACCUACAGCACCUCGGCAUCCAUCAUCCCCGCAGCUCGUCUAGCCGGGAGCGUGGCCUUCUCGUCGCCAGGCAACCCGGCCACGCCCCUACAGCAGCAGCCGACGCCCGGAGGUGUCAUGUCUCCCUGCUCGUUCACGGCAGGCCGAACCUUCCAGUACGGAUCGCCCACGGCUUCGCAGCUGUCUCUCGUGCCCCAGCUGUCGGCCGUAACGAUGCAGCAACAGCAGCAGCAGUCGUCCCCGCAAAGAAACGAGGUUCAUAGCAGUCUUAGCAGGGACGUGCGCCAUCUUUCGGCGUCUCAGCCCUCGCUGCCUCACGAAACCUCACUAGCCAUUAGGCAACAUCAAUCGUCCGGAGAAUCCUUGGCAUCUAUCCAGCCUGCGGUGAGCCCAUCCCCACAAGCCCCCGGCUCUGCCUCACAGCAGGGCGCCAUUCGUGCCACCGUCCCUCCGAGGGUGGCGCUUUUCCGACAAAUGUCAUCAGGUGCGCUUCCACCGGUGCGAGCGGCGCCCUCUACGGUCCAGCACAGAGAUCCCAUGGGAUCCAGGAGAGAGUCGGCCAUCUUAAACAGCGGCACCGAGACUGAACAAGACAAGUUGCGGUUUGCGUCGAAUUUAUGAUUUUUCUUUUCGUUCUUCUUCUUCACUUAUUUAUUGAUCGAUUUUUUUAAAAUAAUGAUUUUGCUUCAUUUUUAUGGAGAAAAAAAGAGACGAGUAUUUUUGUUUCUUCCUCCAACCAACCUCAUAGAUCUCCUGUACAGACUUACCCUUGUAUUAUAUUCUAUUUUAGAAACCUUUACCCUUCAACGUAAGAAUGUAUAUUAUACAAAUAUAUACGUGUAAAUCUAGAAUAUUUGGCACUGCCUAUACGAAAACAGGCGGGAAAACACUAGUAUAAAUGCAAGUCUUCCUUUCUGAUAUGUAUAUAUGAUGGACAUGUUGGGGAUUCUGAGCUGUUUGUUCUCUUUUUGUUCUCUUUUCUUGUUUGUUUGGGUUUGUUUUUUUUUGUAACACGAACGAAACGUGACGGCUGACAAGUUUUUCUUUUAAAUCUUUUUUUUUAUUAUUGAGACGAUGUUCAAAUACAAGUCCAGCGAUCAGCAGCUUUUUUGGCAUCACUGUGGAAAACCUACACGCAUAACCGAUACUGGCGCUCGAGAAAAACGACAAAAAAAAAGGCAGCACACGUUCAUCGGUACGGAUAUAUAACGAAGAGGACGGAGAUUACGAGGAGGAAAGAGAGAGUAAAAGUAAAAGCAGCUCCGAGUUCCUCCCCUGAAAUACGACGGUCCGGUAACUGAGGUGUAGUGUUGAGACCGCGGCAGUGUUACGGGAUCGAAGGAAAUCGAAGUUGCCGAUUUUUUUUCUUCCUUUGCUUGAUUUUAUUCUUUUCACCUGUUUAUUAUUUUGUAAAGAGGAAGCAGGGCUGCAGGUGGAUUCUUUUCUACCCCCGGUUUCGGAGACGGACACGACGACGUGUGUACAUUUAUAAUAUUUAUAAACUAAAGAUUAUCACCAUUAUGCAAUAGACUGUGAUAUAAAGACAAAACUAUAUGUGUGUUGUAAAUAGUUUUGUAGAGUUAGUCCUCGCAGAAUAACGUGUGGUGCAUUCUCGAACAUGGCAAUGUCUUACCAGUCUGAAGCCUGGAUAUCACACACAUCAAUAUAAAUAGAAAUCUCUCUCUAUAGAUAUAUGUCGCUGUCGGGCGGAAACCUCGUACGGUAUGUCCGAAUUUUGUCGAUUUCAUAUCGUAUUUUCACAUAUCGAUGCUAUCGGUCCGUCCCCACGUGGGUCUGUUAUUUUUACAAGAUAUUAACCGAGCUAAAGUCUUGAAAAUAGCUUGAGCGCAAAUCUCUUAACUCCGUCAGACACUUCGACUGUACCGUCCGCCUCUUCUUCAGUCCGCGGGAGAGCUUCGCGGCAUGUUUCUCCUCAAGAUUAAGAGUCGCGGCGAAUCGACACGUCUUCUGAGGUAAACGUCUUCAAAACACUAGGCUCAAAGAAAUGAAAAUCUCGACCCCCGCUAGUUCUGGUGCUCGUCUGAGGACAGGAAUUUAGCGCAAGACGAUCCACCGCGACGCGGACUAAACCAUGUGCAUCGCAGAUAUGAUAUGGCGUUUUUCUGAUUUCCUGAAAAAUAACGGUUUUGGAGAUACGAGGAUUCGCCCGACAGCCACGAUAUAUAUAUAUAUAAAAACAUAUACAUAUAUAUACAUAUGCAUAUGUACAAAAGUCACACCAAUCAAGCAUUAUCAUUAUCAUUAUUAGAGACACACGAACCUUAAUGCAAACCAUGGCGUGAUUUCAGGAUCGCUGUAAUAGUCAGCGUGAUCGCUUGCAGGGAUCUUUACAGACUGGAGAUCAGCAGCAGCCAGGAGAGAUCAAUGAUGGGACAAAAAGAUUUUUGUAGUCUAAAAGCACACUUAUUUCAGGACGACGUUACUAAACGGGCCCCGUAUUUAUAGAACGUCGAUAUACACGAGCGAUAAGAAGCUUAUCGUAACUGUAAGCUGAACACUGCACUGACUUCCACCGGCUAUUUUUGGUUUUGUCCACGUCAGUAUUACGCUCGAGCGAUCCGCUCUGUUACUCUGUAUAUCGCUAUGCAUUCACUUGUCGUGUUUUUUGUCUUCGGGAGCGAAUCGUCUUUUACGGAAAAUUACUGACCGAUCCCGAGCCCUGUCUUAAUGCUGUUACCACGCUGACGCCGUUUCCCUGGCAACGAUGUUUUUAUUUACAACAACACGUCAUACUUUUAUCCGUUUAUAGUUACACGUACAUAACGUUGUGGAACGCCGUUAAAGCACGUCAGUUCCUGGUGUCGAUUAUCAUCCGUCAUUAUAGCGGUAAUAAACGGUUUAAUACGAUAAAACCAUAAAGAACGAUUUAAUUUGAUUACAUUAUCUAGAAUUGUAGUAGACCAAAAGACACCAGUGGGGGGGGGCACGGUGGCUUAGCGGUUAGCACGUUCGCCUCACACCUCCAGGGUCGGGGGUUCGAUUCCCGCCUCCGCCUUGUGUGUGUGGAGUUUGCAUGUUCUCCCUGUGCCUCGGGGGUUUCCUCCGGGUACUCCGGUUUCCUCCCCCGGUCCAAAGACAUGCAUGGUAGGUUGAUUGGCAUCUCUGGGAAAUUGUCCGUAGUGUGUGAGUGUGUGAGUGAAUGAGUGUGUGUGUGUGCCCUGUGAUGGGUUGGCACUCAGUCCAGGGUGUAUCCUGCCUCGAUGCCCGAUGAUGCCUGAGAUAGGCACAGGCUCCCCGUGACCCGAGAAGUUCGGAUAAGCGGUAGAAGAUGAAUGGAAUGGAAUUGUAGUAGACUAAAAGACGGCAUUAGUAUUUAUGUUGUUUUAGCACCGUUAACGUAGCCUUCGUUUACGAGAACGUGGCAGGCGUUUUGUUUUGUUCUUAAUCGUUUUCACAAAUUAGCUAUGCACUAAUUUUAUUAAACAAAGUAACUAAUAGUCUAAACUAAGAAUCUCUGUUUUUUGCCCUUUUUAAACAUCUCGUCUUUGGGUUUUAACCGAUUUAUUAAUGUCUUGAGGUUCAAAGUGUGCAGCAACAGGAACAACACAUAGCUGGGGCUUAGGAUCGGGCAAUUAUUCAGCUCUGAACACUUCAUAACGAGCGCCGCUAACCAAACUGUGGUCUUUGCACGCUCAUUGCACGACUCCUUUAGAGAGAGAGAGAGAGAGAGAGAGAGAGAGAGAGAGAGAGUAUAUGAG
Molecule: messenger RNA, 5957 nt
Organism: Tachysurus fulvidraco (yellow catfish)
Lineage: Eukaryota; Metazoa; Chordata; Actinopteri; Siluriformes; Bagridae
Gene: hcn1
Product: potassium/sodium hyperpolarization-activated cyclic nucleotide-gated channel 1
Exons: 8
Coding region: 259-2859 (866 amino acids)
Biological process (GO): potassium ion transport; transmembrane transport
Cellular component (GO): membrane
Molecular function (GO): voltage-gated potassium channel activity
Source: RefSeq, a predicted model, not a curated record